GCAGCCCUUUGUCUGAGGGUGCUGCGGGCUCCCGUCACUUCGCGCGUGAGGCUGCGGCGUGGACGCCCCACAGGUUCCUUCACUUUCUGUGAUUCUCAGAGGCCCCAGGAGACCAGGUGAUGGCAGCAGCCAGGCUCCUGCCAGUGCCUGCAGGACCUCAGGCCAAGUUAACCUUCGAGGAUGUGGCUGUGCUCCUCUCCCAGGACGAAUGGAACCGGCUGGGCCCUGCUCAGAGGGGCCUGUACAGAAAUGUGAUGAUGGAAACCUAUGGGAAUGUAGUCUCAUUGGGACUUCCAAUAACCAAGCCUGACUUAAUCUCCCAGCUGGAGCGAGGGGAAGAUCCCUGGGUCCUGGAUGGGAAGGGGGCUAAGGAGAGCCAGGACCUGUGGAGUGGCCACUCAGACAACGUCAAAUGGGAACACACUACAGCCUGUAUGCAACAAGACAGUUUAUCUUGUCCAUGGGAAUAUGAAACCAAGGGAGAGAAUCAAAAUACAGACUUGAGUCUGAAGCCAUUAAUUUCAGAGGAAACAGUGAUUCUGGGGAAAACACCCUUGCGGAGGACUGAUCAAGAAAAUAAUGAAACGAAGCGAAGCUUCUGUCUAAGUCCAAAUUCUGUCGACCACCGUGAAAUUCAGGUCUUAAGCCAAAGCAUGCCACUCACUCCACACCAGGCAGUGCCUAGUGGAGAGAGGCCCUACAUGUGUGUCGAGUGUGGGAAGUGCUUUGGCCGGAGUUCCCACCUCCUUCAGCAUCAGCGUAUCCACACUGGAGAGAAGCCCUAUGUGUGCAGUGUAUGUGGGAAGGCCUUCAGCCAGAGCUCAGUCCUCAGUAAACACAGAAGAAUCCACACAGGUGAGAAGCCCUAUGAGUGUAACGAGUGUGGAAAAGCCUUUAGAGUGAGCUCAGAUCUUGCUCAGCAUCACAAGAUACACACAGGAGAGAAGCCUCACGAAUGUCUUGAGUGUCGGAAAGCCUUCACUCAACUCUCACAUCUCAUUCAGCACCAGCGGAUCCACACAGGAGAAAGGCCCUAUGUGUGUCCAUUGUGUGGGAAAGCCUUCAACCAUAGCACUGUCUUGCGGAGCCACCAGAGGGUACACACCGGGGAGAAGCCUCACAGGUGCAAUGAGUGUGGGAAAACCUUCAGUGUGAAGAGGACACUCCUGCAGCACCAGAGGAUCCACACCGGGGAGAAGCCCUAUACGUGCAGCGAGUGUGGGAAGGCCUUCAGUGACCGCUCAGUCCUCAUUCAGCACCACAACGUGCACACUGGGGAGAAGCCCUACGAGUGCAGCGAGUGUGGGAAGACCUUCAGCCACCGCUCUACCCUGAUGAAUCACGAGCGGAUCCACACUGAAGAAAAACCCUAUGCAUGCUACGAAUGCGGGAAGGCCUUCGUUCAGCACUCACACCUGAUCCAGCACCAGAGAGUCCACACUGGGGAAAAGCCCUAUGUGUGUGGUGAGUGCGGGCAUGCCUUCAGUGCACGUCGGUCUCUGAUCCAGCAUGAGAGAAUCCACACUGGUGAAAAGCCUUUCCAGUGCACAGAAUGUGGCAAAGCCUUCAGCCUAAAAGCAACUCUGAUUGUGCACCUGAGGACCCACACGGGCGAGAAGCCCUAUGAGUGCAAUAGCUGUGGGAAAGCCUUCAGCCAGUACUCAGUGCUCAUCCAGCACCAGCGGAUCCACACAGGUGAGAAGCCCUACGAGUGCGGGGAGUGUGGACGUGCCUUCAACCAGCACGGCCACCUAAUCCAGCACCAGAAAGUGCACAAGAAGUUGUGACCCGUGGCUGAAACAAGAGUCCAUCUCACAGAAACUGCAUGUGGAACUACAAGCAGCCUUCAGCCCAAAAGAAGUUUCUGUUAACUCUGUAAGAAUCCUUUCUUUGGUAAUUCCUGUGUCACAAAAUAACUCCGAAAAGAAGCACUUGGCAUGAUGUUCCCAUGGAAAAAUUUCAGAGGCUACCUGUUUUUAUUUUCGUCACCAUCUUGAGGUUAUAUUGGAGAGUAAUCAUAGAAUUGUAGUGAAUUUUGGUAAAAACUGCCACAAUUCUUUCUCUGACAUUAGUUUAUUUGAACUAAGGGAAUUUAAGGCAUAAGAACUAUUGUCCCAAUAAAAUCUUCUUACAUUCCAAAUGAAGUUCUUUUUCUAAGAACAUUA
Molecule: messenger RNA, 2165 nt
Organism: Saimiri boliviensis boliviensis (Bolivian squirrel monkey)
Lineage: Eukaryota; Metazoa; Chordata; Mammalia; Primates; Cebidae
Gene: ZNF250
Product: zinc finger protein 250
Biological process (GO): regulation of transcription by RNA polymerase II
Molecular function (GO): DNA-binding transcription factor activity; RNA polymerase II cis-regulatory region sequence-specific DNA binding
Source: RefSeq, a predicted model, not a curated record